Messenger RNA from Aureobasidium pullulans EXF-150, 1311 nucleotides. RefSeq names its product lysophospholipase A. The coding region runs from base 167 to 1222 and encodes 351 amino acids. The transcript is spliced from 3 exons. Gene Ontology annotation, molecular function: hydrolase activity, acting on ester bonds. NCBI's taxonomy places the organism in Eukaryota, Fungi, Ascomycota, Dothideomycetes, Dothideales, Saccotheciaceae. The record is from RefSeq and is a predicted model, not a curated record.
ACUGUCGCUGUUUACCUGAGAUUACCGUGGAAAACCUGUGCAAAUGCCAAGUCCUUGAUGAAAUAGACAGAUUAUUGAUCAUUUGAGUGCACACUCCAGAACCUUAUGCAGAUUUCUCAUCUGCAUCAUCACCAUCACUGAGCUCAUUCAACACUAUCAAAACAACAUGGACGAAGCAUAUAUAAGAGGGAGAGCGUCGCUCCUCUCAAGCGUUCCAAUCCGUAAUCAAAUCACCAUGAUCAUCAAACCUCUCUUGUCACUGGUCGGCCUCACCGCACCCUCCAAGAACAUAUGGGCGAACACAACGAAUGUCAUUGCAUUCGGAGACUCUUACUCAUAUGUUCUGGGCACAUCGGGACGUCAGAACUACAGUUUCAUUGGAGAUUAUCAAAACCUCGGAUUUUCAAGCCAAACACUUUUGAACAACAAGAUUGUCCAAAGUCAAACCAGCACAGCGGAAGGUGGUCCGAACUGGCUUGAGCACCUCACAGGCUGUGGAGUCAAUGCUGGCACCACCUCACCCUUGGACUGCAACAUUCAGCUUUGGGACUUCGCAUUCGCUGGGGCGGAUAUUGGAACACAGUACACUCCUCGACACAAGUACUUCACAGUUCCGCUUGUGAACCAAACUCAACAGUUCCUUACAUACGCCCAACCAGCUCUUGCCAACAUCACUACUCCUGAAUCUACCUUGGCUUCUUUCUGGAUCGGCACAAACGACAUCUUCGACACUGCCACCUCCACCGUCCCUUUCAAGACCGUCUACACGAACAUGAUCGCUACUCUCUUCGCCUCGAUGCAAACCAUCCACGACGCUGGCUACCGCAACUUCCUCGUCAUGAACCUAGCUCCUCUCGACAAGACUCCCAAGAACGUCCUCAAGCGCCGCCCACUACCAAACACCAACAUGGUUAACCAAUUCAACUCCAUCCUUGCCAACCAGGCCGCCGCUUUCCAGAAGAAGAACGCAGACUCCAAUGUUGCCCUUUUCGACACCAACACCUUCCUCAACGGUGUCCUGAAGAAUCCCGGACAGUAUGGUAUCAAGAACACUACCGGGUUUUGCGCAGCUUGGAACCAGCCUAAUGUUGUCGCCAACGCUGGACAAUAUGGUUGUCAGCCCAUGGAUGAGUACUUCUGGUUCAACACUGCGCAUUUGACCACGCAUGUUCAUGAGAUCUUGGCGACAGAGGUGCAGAAGUUCUUGAGUGGAAGCUCAUGAAAUAUGAAAAUGUUUUGAUUUCUGGCGCAAGGGUAUAGACAUAGACUUGAAUGGCAUGAUAGAAGGAUGAUUUUCUGGUUUGUGUAGCG